AAUUUCACGACGCAGCCAUUUGAAACAACGCCAGUUUCGUAAGGAGGAGCUAGCUAACGUUAGUUAUUAGCCAGCCUUUCGUUGACGAAGCUACCUAACUUACAUAUUCGCAUUUAUUGGAGACCCUCCGACAAUAAACCAUCAAGAUGUUCAACAGAAUGACAAGCCUUUGGAUGGGUGAUCUGGACCCAUACAUGGAUGAGAAUUUCAUCAAACAGGCCUUCAGCACUAUGGGCGAGACGGCGUAUGGUGUUAAGAUCAUUACCCACAGAGUAACGGGAGGAUCGGCAGGCUAUUGCUUUGUGGAAAUGGCAGACGAAGCCAGCGUUGACCGAUGCGUUCACAGACUGAAUGGGAAGCUUGUUCCUGGAUCAAACCCGCCCAGAAAGUUUAAGUUAAACUAUGCAACUUACGGGAAACGGCCAGAAGCUGGCCUGGAAUUUUCAGUCUUUGUCGGAGAUCUGUCUUCAGAGGUGGAUGACUACCAGCUCCAUCAGUUCUUCCUGAAGAAGUACCCUUCCUGCAAAGGAGGGAAAGUGGUCUCUGAUCAGUAUGGGAACUCCAGAGGUUAUGGUUUCAUCAAGUUUGAGGACGAGAACGAACAGAAGAAAGCCAUCGAUGAGUGUCAGAACGCCACAGGCCUGGGGACGAAACCAAUCAGGAUCAGCAUAGCUGUGAACAAGAGCCAUAAAAUGAACAGCUAUAACAACCAGAACCACAACUCCUACCACAACAAUUACCAACAGCCGUACUAUCAACAACCCAACCAGAACUACUACCCUCAUUGGGGCUAUGACCAGUACAACAGCUAUAACUAUGGUGGCUAUGGUCACUAUGGAGGGUACCCUGCUCCAGGCCCCCAUGGGAUGAUGGGACCCCCACCUCCCAUUGGCAUGCCCCCCAUGCCCACAGACAUGCAGACUUCCUCCGAGCAAACACAGGAGUCCACAGAUGAGCCUGAAGAAGAGGCAGCAGAAGACCCCAACCCUCAGCUGGAUGUGGAUGCACUGAACACAGAAUACAUGGAGAGGAGCGAGGAGCUCUACGAUUCUCUCAUGGACUGUCACUGGCAGCCACUGGAUACCAUCACGUCAGAAAUCCCGCCUUUUUCUACUUCCUGAUCUGUUUCAACUUGUCCUCUACCCUUUUAUAUUUCAUACUAAACUCAAAGUCGUGCAGAAAAUGUCUUUUUUUAUCACCAGUAGACACACAGCAUGUUUCACUACUGCCUUUGCCAUUUGUAUAUAUUGUUCACAUCCUUCCCAUUUUUUAUUUUUAUUUUAUGGAAGUAAUGUUAUUUUCCGGUCUGCACUAAACUUUCCUUCUAAAUUAUAGCUAAGUCUUUCUGGCAGUGCGUUUGUUUGAUUCAGACACUGCAUUUUUUUUAUUUGAUUAAAUGAAGUAAUCAAUGGUUGUCAUCUCCCAGACAUGAUUUGUUUGUAUUUAUUUUCAGGAAGAAAGAACAUUUAGUUUUAACUCGUUUUAUUUUUUGCAGAUUAAACUUCAAUUUAAGCUUGUAAUUCAA
Messenger RNA from Oncorhynchus tshawytscha (Chinook salmon), 1525 nucleotides. Its product is annotated as tRNA selenocysteine 1-associated protein 1-like. Gene Ontology annotation, molecular function: RNA binding. Bases 147 to 1121 code for a protein of 324 amino acids. The transcript has 9 exons. The record is from RefSeq and is a predicted model, not a curated record. NCBI's taxonomy places the organism in Eukaryota, Metazoa, Chordata, Actinopteri, Salmoniformes, Salmonidae.